Molecule: messenger RNA, 1781 nt
Organism: Saccostrea cuccullata (small rock oyster)
Lineage: Eukaryota; Metazoa; Mollusca; Bivalvia; Ostreida; Ostreidae
Product: alpha-1,3/1,6-mannosyltransferase ALG2-like
Exons: 3
Coding region: 25-1305 (426 amino acids)
Cellular component (GO): endomembrane system
Molecular function (GO): GDP-Man:Man(1)GlcNAc(2)-PP-Dol alpha-1,3-mannosyltransferase activity; alpha-1,3-mannosyltransferase activity
Source: RefSeq, a predicted model, not a curated record
UAUCUUUGUUGUUUAUUUUCAGAUAUGGUACGAGUAUUGUUUCUGCAUCCAGAUUUGGGAAUUGGAGGCGCUGAACGUGCUGUAAUAGAUGCGGCACUGGCACUGAAAUCAAAAGGCCACCAAGUGCAAUUUGUGACUGCCCAUCAUGACCCUUCACACUGUUUUCAAGAGACCAAGGAUGGAACUUUAAAAGUUACAUGUGUUGGAGACUGGCUUCCACGGAAACUCUUUGGCAGAUUCUAUGCACUGUGUGCUUACAUUAGAAUGAUAUAUGCAGCACUGUAUGUUGUUCUUAACCCCUUUCUGCAAAUUGAUGUUGUUUUCUGUGACCAAAUAUCUGCAUGUAUUCCAGUACUCUUACUAUCCCCUGUCAGAAUUUUGUUUUACUGUCAUUUUCCUGAUAUGCUUCUUACCAAAAGACAAAGUUUUUUGAAGACAUUGUACAGAAAACCUAUUGACAAGCUGGAAGAGUGGACUACUGGUCUGGCCCACAAAGUUCUUGUGAAUAGUCAUUUUACAGCCGGGAUAUUUAAGGAUACUUUCAAGUCACUGAGUCAUGUGCAGCCUGCAGUUUUGUACCCAAUACCUGACUUCAAUGCCCUGAAAAAACCAGUGGACAUGGCAUUUAUGGCAGUUCUUCCUCAAAAGCCUGUCUCAUUCCUUUCCAUCAAUAGAUAUGAAAGAAAAAAGAAUAUUUCCCUUGCAGUAAUGGCUUUUGAUCUUCUGGUAGAGAAGCAUGGAAACUCCAAUUGUCAACUCAUAAUUGCUGGAGGUUAUGAUGAAAGGGUGACAGAAAACAGGGAAUACUACCAAGAACUGAAAAACCUUGUCGACAAAAUGGGGCUCACAGAAAAUGUUACUUUUCUCAGAUCAUUUUCUGAUGCCCAGAAACGUUCCUUACUGUCCUUUGCCACAUGUUUACUGUACACACCGGAAUAUGAACAUUUUGGAAUUGUACCCAUUGAGGCCAUGUAUUUACAAUGUCCAGUCAUUGCUACUAACAGUGGGGGGCCGCUGGAAACUAUUGCAGAUGGGGAAACAGGCUUCUUGUGUGAUCCUGCACCUGAUGUAUUUUGUGAGGCCAUGAGUAAAUUUCUGACCAAUGAAAACUUGCACAAGAAGAUGGGAGAGGCUGGGAAAAAGAGAGUGACAGAAAAAUUCUCUUUUGAACAGUUUACAGAGCAGCUUUGCAAUAUUGUUGAAGAUCUGAUGCAAGACAAAUCUCACAAUAUUUCCCCCAUCUGGAUUUUGACAAUCAUUUCUAUUGUUGUCAUAUUAUUCAUUGCUAUUUUUCCUUGGUUUUAACUUUAAAUGAAAUGAUUGACAAUAAGAUCUUACCACAAAAGUACGUUGACUGGUUGAAGGCAAUAGUUGAUGUGUCAGACGGGGGUGUAAAUGUUGUCCAUGGCAGAAGGCCAUGGGCAACAGUUUGUUCUUAAAUCCAACGGAUCAGCCUUCACCUCAGACCUCUUUCAACAACUAUUUUGUUAUAUCCAUAUGAAGAAUGAAAUCUGAGAGUGUUAAUCCAGGACUAUGAUUUAUCUGUUCCACUGCAGCAAAGAAAACACAACAUUCUUCUGCAAUCUCAAACUCUGCAUUAUUUCAAAAUUGUGCUUUUAUUUUUAAUAUAUUAAUUUUUUUGUAUUGUGGAAAUCAUAGAUUUUCUCAAUCUGAACCUCAUAUCUUUUAUGUAUUUCAAACUUUAAUUCAAAGAAAUAUAUGGGACACAUGUUUGUUCAUGUAGUUAGUAGCCAGUACGAAUGAAAAUAUAUAUAAGUGUA